Messenger RNA from Odobenus rosmarus divergens (Pacific walrus), 852 nucleotides. RefSeq names its product transmembrane protein 136 (gene TLCD5). The transcript has 4 exons. Gene Ontology annotation, cellular component: membrane. The record is from RefSeq and is a predicted model, not a curated record. The coding region runs from base 275 to 739 and encodes 154 amino acids. NCBI's taxonomy places the organism in Eukaryota, Metazoa, Chordata, Mammalia, Carnivora, Odobenidae.
GCCAAGGCGCCCGAGGCUUCCCGGGGCGCUCGGCCAGGUCAGUCACCACUGGCAGGUUAUUGUUGACAUUUACUCAUCGUAACAACACGUUAUAUCAGGCAGUCUACCAACUCAGAAUGAAGUUCCUGGUUUUCGGUUUAGAGCUUUUAUCAGUUCUCUCUAAGGAACAUGGAAUCAGAAUUACAGCCAUGCUUUAAUGGAAGAUUCUUGGCUGUGUUGAUAAGGAAGAAGUGUUUCAGUGAAGGCGGUAUUUUUGUACUAUCCUAGAGUAGAAAUGAAGAUUAUAUGCAAAUUGACCCAAUGCUGUUUUCUUAGGGUGUAUCCUUUGUUUUUCUGGUUUUGGUCUUUUCAUCAUAGGAUGGCAUUAGCUCUGUGUCCGCAGGUGCUGUGCAGCCUGGGGGGCUGGCUCUCACUCUACAUUUCUUUCUGCCACCUGAAUAAGCACCGAAGCUAUGAGUGGAGCUGCCGGCUGGUUACAUUCACCCAUGGAAUCCUCUCUAUAGGCCUCUCAGCUUAUAUUGGCUUCAUUGAUGGCCCCUGGCCAUUUACCCAUCCAGGCUCACCCAAUACUCCUCUCCAAGUGCACGUUCUGUGUCUCACCUUGGGCUACUUCAUCUUCGACUUGGGCUGCAUCUGGCGCUUCGCGUGGAGGAAGAGCAUCAAGAAGUACCAUGCCUGGAGGAGCAGGUUGAGUGAGGAGCGGCAGCAGAAGCACAACGGCCAUCUUAAAACACACUAGCCGAGGCUUUCUCCAGACGGUGGAUUGGGUUCAGUCAGCCACGGGACCCAGGUUGGAGAUACGGCUGUUACAGAAUCAGGCUUACAACGAACUGAGGUUUCACAAAAGGGCUA